AAUGGUCUAAUUGACGAAUUAAGGGGGAAGAGAAAGGGUUUAGGUUUGCGCGCAACAACAGUACCAAAAUCUCACUGUUGCUAGUCCACAGCUUCCUUCGUCAUAGCCAUUGUCCUCUUCUUUCUCCGGGUCAGUUCGUCCGUUUUUGAAGAAGUAAUUGGAGCAAUUAGAUAUCAGAGUUGAGUAAAUGUGGUAUCUCUGUGUGUUCUAUCACCGUCUUUUGGAUUAUCGGAAGGCCGAGGUCGAGUCUCUGGCCGAGUUGUUUGGUGAAAAUGGCGACCACAAAGGGAAGAAGUUGGAAUGGAAGCUUCCUCUUCACCAUCACCCUGAUUCUCCUUUCCAUUUCGUCGACCUCUCUUCAGACGAUAUCGCUCGGAACAUCGCUAACCGAAGUAUACUAGUGAAGGGGAUGUAUGAACUCUGGGGUCAAGGAAGUGACUACGAGGAGCUAGAGGAGUCUAUUAGAAAUUUUCCGGAAGAACGGAAGUCGCCAUACUUACAACCUGGAAGCUCUUUCAAAAUUUCUGUAGAGAGCUUUGGGAAGGCUAUCAGCUUCCAGGAACAAAAUGAACGUAUUCAGGGGCUAGCGUACAUCCCUUUCAAGGUAUGAUAGUUUUUGUAAUCUAGUUUAAGCUCCCUUGUAUUUAUUUGUUUAUUUUUGAGCUAUUGAAAUCCAAUCGUUUUGCUUAUAAUGGAUACUAGAGACACUAUCGUUAUAGUUUGGAAUGCUCACUUCAGUGGAUGGAAUCAAAUUGAUGUGUGUUAAAACUCUUAUAAUGUGGACAGACUAUUUGAGCUUGAAGAUUUUGUUUAAGUGCUGAAUCAAAGACAAUCAGGCUAGAAAUUAUCAAUUCUGGUACCUCUCAUUUUGUAGGUAGAGAAUUGAUAGAUAAAACAAAAUUGCAAUGCAAUUUGUGAAUUGGAACUAUUGACAAGUAUAAGCACUGAGAAUGAAUUGAAGUAUUAUGGCCAAAUCAUAUUCGUUUGGCGUGUCAAUAAAGGGGAGGGGGCAAAAAUGAACAGCAUUGUUGGUUAUAUCUUCUAGUUAGUAAUAUUUUUUAAAAUAAUAUUUUGAACAGUUUAUCUAAAAAA
This is a messenger RNA of Cucumis sativus (cucumber), 1092 nucleotides long. RefSeq names its product tRNA (guanine(10)-N2)-methyltransferase homolog. The coding region runs from base 188 to 610 and encodes 140 amino acids. NCBI's taxonomy places the organism in Eukaryota, Viridiplantae, Streptophyta, Magnoliopsida, Cucurbitales, Cucurbitaceae. Gene Ontology annotation, cellular component: cytoplasm. The transcript is spliced from 2 exons. The record is from RefSeq and is a predicted model, not a curated record.